Aspergillus wentii DTO 134E9 is the source of this 3058-nucleotide messenger RNA. RefSeq names its product putative eukaryotic translation initiation factor eIF-2C4. Gene Ontology annotation, molecular function: protein binding; RNA binding. NCBI's taxonomy places the organism in Eukaryota, Fungi, Ascomycota, Eurotiomycetes, Eurotiales, Aspergillaceae. The transcript has 6 exons. Bases 1 to 2691 code for a protein of 896 amino acids. The record is from RefSeq and is a predicted model, not a curated record.
AUGGAAAACCUUGAACAAAUCAACAAGCUUGAUGGCGGUCUUCGCCACCUUCGACUUCGUGAUGCUGACGAAUUGGUCAAGUAUGCAAUCCCUAGCGAAACUGUUCCUCGCCCCGGCUUCAACACUACCGGAAAAGAAAUCGAAGUCAAUGUGAACGCCUUUUCCAUUUUGAAGUUCCCCAGUCGAACCGUUCAUCAGUACGAUGUCCACAUCGGAAACGGUGUCGAAAAGAAUGCCGUCAUCAAGAAGGUUUGGGCGUCCAGCGCUAGAAAGGCUGCUCUGAAGCAGAUCAUUUUUGAUGGCUCCAAGCUGGCUUGGUCCAUGAACGAAUACCCGAAUGGUCUGAACGUCAUGGUCGACCUGGAUGCAGAGCAGGGCCGCACCAGUGGCAGAGCUUCCAACACUUUUCGCCUUGUGGUUAGAAAGACCCGGACUGUCAACCUGGCUGUCCUCAAUUCCUGGCUUCGCGGCCAAACUUCUAUGCAGGAGUCGGUCUUGGAGGCUCUCAACUUCCUUGAUCACGUCCUUCGCGAAUACCCAAGCGGUAAAUUCCUUGCGCUUCGGAGAUCUUUUUUCGAUCCGGAGGGAGAGAACAAAGACCUGGGCAAUGGUGUUCUUGCCUUCAAGGGCGUUUACCAGGCCAUUCGUCCUGCUAUAGGCCGUGGUCUUGUUGUCAAUGUCGAUGUAUCAAACACCUGCUUCUGGGCCCGCACCUCCUUUAUGGGGGCUGCUAUGGCGAUUCUCGACUGCCGUGACCACCAGCAUCUUAUGCACCUUUUGAAGCCCAUCCCCGAUGGCCACGGUGGAACUACCGAGUCCACCUCCUUUUAUGAAGUUCAUCGUCGCUUGAGGAAGCUUGGUGUUCAACCCCACUACCGGGGUUGUCCUGUUCUCGGAACUGACUUCAUUGUCAAGGGCUUGAUUAAUGGCAAUGCCCGCGUUUAUACCAUUGAAAUCAAGGAUAAGGCCACUGGCAAAACGGAGAAGAUCAGUGUUGAGACCUACUUCAAGAGGAAGUACAAUCUUACUCUUACCUACUGGGAGCUCCCCAUGGUCGAGAUGACAAAGAAAGGCGUUGUCUACCCGAUGGAAGUUCUGACCAUCCAUGGACUUCACAAGUACCCAUGGAAGCUCAACGAAUACCAGACCUCUGCUAUGAUCAAGUAUGCAGCUUCUCGUCCUGCAGAUCGCCUCAAUUCGAUUCACAAGUCGAAGAAAAUGCUGGAUCACGACAAUGAUCCUAUUCUCAAGAGCUUCGGUCUUCAGAUCGACAAUAACAUGAUUCGAACCAAGGCUCGCCUCCUUCCAAACCCGGAAAUUCAGUUUGGCGGUAAUGCACGCACUAAUCCUGGUACCAACGGCCGCUGGGAUCUUCGCGGAAAGAAGUUCUACCAGCCCAACAAGAAGCCGCUUGAGUCCUGGGGUGUCGGUUAUUUCCCAGGCAAGCGCAACUCCGUCAAUCGUACCCAAGUUGAGAGCUUUUGCGAUAGCUUCAUGAAGGGUUAUGCUGGACAUGGCGGCAAUGUUGCGAAGCGGCCCCUUAUCGUUGAACUCAAGGAGGAUGUUGGUGACGCAGUCAAACGGCUGUACAACUCGACCGGGGUCAAGUUCCAGAAGGAUCCCCAGAUUCUUCUGUUCAUCGUUCCAGACAAGAACUCGUUCACUUACUUGCGAAUCAAGAAGUCGUGCGAUUGCCGAUGGGGUGUUCCGUCUCAAGUCAUGCAGGCUGGCCAUGUUGUCAAGAACAAUCCCCAGUACAUUUCGAACGUCCUCAUGAAGGUCAACGCAAAGCUUGGCGGUACUACUGCUCGCGCUGUUCCCAAGGUAUCCCAGGCACAGCUUAGGCCACGCUCAAUGAUAAUUGGUGCGGACGUGACUCACGCGACUCUUGGUGUCUGGUCACCAUCUAUGGCGGCAAUGUCUGUCUGUAUGGACUCGUUUGGUGGACGUUACUGGGGCGCUUGUGAGGCAAAUGGAGACCGCAUCGAAAUAAUUGCCCGUGCCAACAUUGAGAUCAUGCUAACUCCUUUGGUCCGCGAAUGGAUGUCGACUGUUGGAGAAGGCCGUGCUCCUGAUCAUGUUUACUACUUCCGCGAUGGUGUUUCUACCGGCCAGUUCGAACAAGUCCUCCAGCAGGAAGUUUUUGAUAUGAAGUCCAUCUUCAUGAAGCUUACCCAAGAUCAGUGGAAGGGCAAGUUUACGGUUGUUAUCGCAAACAAGCGUCACCACCUUCGCGCCUUUCCUAAACCUGGUGACCGCAACUCUGCGGACCGCAAUGGAAACCCUCUCCCGGGUACGCUCAUCGAGAAGGAUGUAACCAGCCCCCAUGACUGGGACUUCCUUCUCUAUUCGCACAUUGCUCUUCAAGGCACCUCUCGCCCGGUGCAUUAUCAUGUUAUCCUCGACCAGAUCAAGCACCAGCCGCAUGAGCUGGAGAACAUGAUCUAUGAUCACUGUUACCAGUAUAUGCGCUCGACUACUUCUGUCUCGUUGUUCCCGGCAGUUUACUACGCCCACUUGGCGGCUGCCCGUGCUCGUCACCAUGAAGACGUGCCCGCCAGUUCCGGCCCUCAGAGCGGUCCAGAGGUCAAAUUGACCAACCCCAAGCCCAAGAACCGCCCCGUCGACCCGAGACUUUUGCCUAUCCACGGAACCUCGAACAGACUUCCUUUCGGCAUGUGGUUCAUCUAGGUGGGACCAGCUUGACUGUACCUUCAGAUGUCUUACGACUCUUUCCUGGCCAUGUCUGGCACAUUGGUCGGCAGCCUUGGUUUCUUUUCUUUUCUUUUCUUGAUUUUUGCUCUUCUUGAUUUUCCCACUCUCAUCUCUUCCACUGAACAAAAACCAUUAAAAAAAAAAUCAAUCAUUUUGUUUCUUUUCUAACUCCAAGUUCACCUGGUUUGGAAUGUUUCGGGUCUGCGAUAGCUCAAUUGAUUGGGACCGACUGGAUUCUCACGAGACUAAUUAGACCCUAACGAUGGCUGUUGCGGACUAGAAUAUCCAAUUGUGAGUGACUUGGGGGGCAGUUAUUUAGCUAGCAAUUUCAACAAAAUUCGUU